CGAGCUCUUGUUGUGUCUGAAUCAUUCUUUUUUUUUUUUUUUUGUCAACCGUGUCUGAAUCAUUCAUUCAUCAGAUUAAUUUUUGCUCGAAGAUGAAGAGAAUAUUCGGUGCGAAGAACAACAAAGAGCCUCCACCGUCCAUUCAGGAUGCUUCUGAUCGGAUCAAUAAAAGAGGAGAGUCAGUGGAAGAUAAGGUGAAGAGGCUUGAUGCUGAGCUCUGCAAAUACAAAGACCAGAUCAAAAGGACCAGACCUGGUCCUGCUCAAGAAGCUAUCAAAGCUCGUGCUAUGCGAGUUCUCAAGCAAAAGAAAAUGUAUGAAGGACAACGUGACAUGCUGUACAAUCAGACUUUCAACCUUGAUCAAGUUUCUUUUGCUGCUGAAGGCCUCAAAGACGCUCAACAAACUAUGACAGCGUUGAAAUCUGCCAACAAGGAGUUGAAAGGAAUGAUGAAAACCGUCAAGAUUCAAGAUAUUGAUAAUUUACAAGAUGAAAUGAUGGACUUAAUGGAUGUGAGCUCUGAAAUUCAAGAUUCACUGGGUAGGAGCUACAAUGUUCCUGAUGACAUUGACGAAGAUGACCUCAUGGGCGAGCUUGAUGCUCUUGAAGCUGACAUGGGAAACGAGACCGAAGCAGACGGAGUGCCUUCCUAUCUCCAACCCGAUAAGGAACCGGAUCUUGAUGAGGAACUUGACUUGCCUCUUCCACCAGUUAGGACAACAACUGGAGCUCAACCUGAACGAGCUGCUCAAAAGGCUGAGGAUGAAUGGGGAUUACCCGCGGUACCACGUGCUUCACUUCGGGGUUAAAUUCACACUUUACAAGAAUUCAUCUCCAAGCGUUUUCAUUUGUGAAAGCUACUAUUUUUUUUUUAUAAAUCCCUUACUCAUGUGAUAUAAUACGUUUUGUGCAUAACAGUCUCAUAGACCUUGGAUCCUCGAUUUGGUUAUGGUUAGUUAUGUAUGGAUCCGUUUCUCACAA
This is a messenger RNA of Raphanus sativus (radish), 981 nucleotides long. RefSeq names its product vacuolar protein sorting-associated protein 60.2. The transcript is spliced from 7 exons. Gene Ontology annotation, cellular component: multivesicular body. The record is from RefSeq and is a predicted model, not a curated record. The coding region runs from base 93 to 809 and encodes 238 amino acids. Lineage: Eukaryota; Viridiplantae; Streptophyta; Magnoliopsida; Brassicales; Brassicaceae. Gene Ontology annotation, biological process: late endosome to vacuole transport via multivesicular body sorting pathway; vesicle budding from membrane.